GCUCAUUAUUCAUUGAUCGUCUUCAUGAUGACCAUCAUCUCUCUUCUCCUGCUGGCCUCUCUGCUGCCACACCUGACCUUCACUGCUCAUGUGAAUGUGGGUAUAGUGAACGGCAGGGAAGCAAAACCCCACUCCAGACCUUACAUGGUGUCUGUUCAAGCAAAGGAGCAACAUAUCUGUGGUGGAUGCCUUAUCUCUAAUAAUUAUGUCAUGACUGCUGCACAUUGCCGAAACAAUGCUCCAGUUGUGACGGUUGUGCUAGGUGCACAUGACCUAAAAAAGAGUGAAAAUUCAUUCCGAUACACAGUGGAUUCAUAUCAUCAGCAUCCAAACUACACUAAGGGAUCCUUUGUUAAUGACAUCCUGCUUUUGAAGUUAGAAAAAAAUGUACAACUGAAUGACAAUAUCAAGUGGAUAUCCAUACCAGAAGAAGGAAGCAUUAUCGAGGCAGGUUCAGUUUGCAGUGUCGCAGGUUGGGGAAGUUUAGAAGCUAAGGGCAACAAAAGCGAUCACCUCAUGGAGACAGACGUGAAGGUCAUGAAUAAUACGGAAUGUGAACAUAAAUGGGGGAAGAAAUACUUUUCAACUUCACAGAUGAUGUGUGUUUAUGGCAAAGGAGGAAGCUGUGAUGGGGAUUCAGGAGGUCCUUUGGUUUGUGGAAACACUGCAGUUGGUGUCACUUCUUUUGGUCACCCUGAUCUCUGUAAUUCCCCAAAGAAACCUGAAGUUUAUACUAAGAUUUCAGCAUAUCUUACAUGGAUAAAGAGCAUAAUUGGAAAAUUUAAUUGAUGUCAAUUCAAUAAAAUGGGGUGAUUAUUAUAAUUUUUUGAUUGAGCUGAUUUUUUUUUAUAUGAAACUGAGGACAGAGAGUUUGAUAUUUGAAGACAACCACUGUUUUUUUUUUUUUUUCAUGUUUUGGGAUGUGUUGAGUUGAUUUACC
This is a messenger RNA of Carassius auratus (goldfish), 940 nucleotides long. RefSeq names its product duodenase-1-like. Gene Ontology annotation, molecular function: serine-type endopeptidase activity. NCBI's taxonomy places the organism in Eukaryota, Metazoa, Chordata, Actinopteri, Cypriniformes, Cyprinidae. Bases 25 to 789 code for a protein of 254 amino acids. The transcript is spliced from 5 exons. The record is from RefSeq and is a predicted model, not a curated record. Gene Ontology annotation, biological process: proteolysis.